Molecule: messenger RNA, 2559 nt
Organism: Cynoglossus semilaevis (tongue sole)
Lineage: Eukaryota; Metazoa; Chordata; Actinopteri; Pleuronectiformes; Cynoglossidae
Gene: dbnlb
Product: drebrin-like b
Exons: 15
Coding region: 110-1540 (476 amino acids)
Biological process (GO): positive regulation of dendritic spine morphogenesis; neuron projection morphogenesis; regulation of actin filament polymerization
Cellular component (GO): site of polarized growth; lamellipodium; cortical actin cytoskeleton
Molecular function (GO): actin filament binding
Source: RefSeq, a predicted model, not a curated record
CGUUUACCACUGCCGCUGCAGUCACUCCUCCCAUAUUCUCCUCCUCCUAUCAGCCAGGAAGGGCGCAUCCCCGGAUAGCUAGCUUGCUAGCUGUAUUCCGUGUUACACCAUGGCAGUAAACCUGAGCAAAAACGGCCCUGCGUUAACAGCCGCAUAUAAAGAAGUAGUCGACGAAAAAUCCAGCACAAACUGGGCUCUGUUCACAUAUGAGGGUAACAGUAAUGAUAUUCGCCUGGCUGAAAAAGGAGAUGGAGGACUGGAGGAGCUGGUUGAAGAACUUAAUAGUGGAAAAGUGAUGUAUGCCUUUUGUCGUGUAGAGGAUCCAAAUUCUGGUUUGCCCAAAUAUGUCCUCAUCAACUGGACUGGAGAAGGAGUGAACGAUGCCAGAAAAGGACUAUGUGCAAAUCACGUCAGCUCCAUGGCCAAUUUCCUUAAGGGAGCCCAUGUCACAAUAAAUGCCAGAGCAGAGGAGGACGUGGAGCCUGAGGUGAUCGUGCAGAAAGUGGCUAAAGCUUCAGGAGCCAAUUACAGUUUCCACAAAGAAGGUUCCAGCCGCUUCCAGGACAGUGGCCCUCAGGGCCCUGUGGGUUCAGUGUACCAAAAAACCAAUGCUAUGUCAGAAAUCAGAAAGACCAACAAAGACACCUUCUGGGCACAGGCUGAGAGAGAUGAGGAGAAACGUCGCCAGGAGGAGCGACACAAGGCAGACGAGGAGCGCCAGAAGCUGGAGAGAGAGAGGAAAGACAGAGAGGCCAAAGAGGCAGCACUCAGGGAAAAACGCGACAAAGAGAAGUCGUCUCAAAUUGAUCAACAAAAGAAAUACCAACAGCAGCUGGAAGCUGAGAACAAAGAGCAAGAGAAGCAACGCUGGGAGCAGCAGGAGAGGGAUGUAACCCAGAAGAAAUCAGUCAGGAGAGGUGAAUCAGUGGAGAAAGCCAAUGAGGCAGCUUCACUCAUUUCUCAGCGUGCGAUGAACCCCAGAGAGAUGUUUAAACAAAGAGAGAGAGGAAUUAUUCCCAGUGACUCAGACGUGCCGCCUGCUGCCCCCGCUAGUCCUCAGCCAGGGCGCCUGCAAAGCCCUUUUUUCUCUAAGCAAGCAAAUGAGUUUGAGCGAAGCAGCUCACCUCAGCGACAAGCUUCCCCCGUACCAGCAGACUCUGCCUCUCCUGUCCGUGCUGCAGAGCCCGAUGUGGAGGAUGGACAGACCAAGUGUGAGUAUGAUGAGCAGGAGGUGCCCCCCCAGGACCAAGGGAAAGAGGAGGCCCCAUCAUCUGACACUUAUGUCCCGGAGACGUCCUGUGAUGUGUCUGAUCAGAUGGGGGAGAAUAACAUGAAUGAGACCCCAGAGGAGGAGAGCACAGUCAAAGGCAUCUGUGCAAGAGCCUUGUACGAUUACCAGGCCGCUGAUGAUACAGAGAUCUCUUUUGAUCCUGAUGAAAUUAUCACCGGAAUUGAGAUGAUCGACGAGGGCUGGUGGCGAGGUUAUGGAACUGACGGCCAUUUUGGAAUGUUCCCAGCCAAUUAUGUUGAGCUUAUCUAGGGCUAAUUCUAUCUAUCCCUAAUUCUAAUCCUUAUCCUAACCCUAUCCCUCAUCAUCUGCACAGAUCAUCACAGUAGCAACCCCAGAAGACUUCUGCAGCCUAGCAACAACCAGGCAGCAAAGUCCAUACUCUUGCAAUUGAGUAAUUCAGCUGCAGCAGAGCAGAUGUCUGUUUCCAAUAAGUCACUGAGUGUGAUCAAUGGUCUGAAAAUUUCAAAAUCAAUUCUACAUUUAAAAAAAUCCAAUCAUUUCCAUUAAAUUAUUGAUGUUGUGAGUGUGAGUGACUGAUGGUAUGGUAAAAGGAUUUGUGAAAACCAAAAACUUCCUUCCGUUCCCUCACUAUACGACCUAUUGUACCUUGAAAUUUGAUGCAGUAAAAUAUUGGCCUAGAAUAAGUCUUGAAUACUUGUACUUCACAUUACUUACUAAGACUGUAUUAUUUGUUUGUAUCACACGGCCUUGUCAUCUUGACUGAAAUGUCCUUUUGUUGUUGUUCUGCAGUGGAACUUGGUUUCUGUGAGAAAUUCUCACUCAGUUUUAGUACCAAUCUGACUGCGAUUGACGUAUUUGCAGUGCUCCUGCUAGUUUCUCUUUUCCUACUUCAAGAAAGUAAUGCAUAAUUGAUGGAGUUCCCUCCUACUGUGACUGUACCAUUCAAUGUGAACCAGAUCACUGCAAUGUGUUUUCAGUUCCUCCAGGGACAAGCUGAAGAUAACACAACACCAAUCAGCUUUAUAUUCACACCAUAUCUGCUUUAUUAAUUUCACACAUUAUUUGUGAUACAGUGCGUAGCUGGGGCUUUGGUUACAUUUUAUUGAAACUUAAGAUGGAAAGUUAUGCAAUUUAUGAUAUUUUAGAAAUGUUGAGGUCAGUCAACCUGGGAAAAUCUGUGUCCGUUAUAAAUAGAAAAAAGCAUCAAUGUAUCCAUUUCAUUUUUCAUGUUUGUGUUUUUCAAUAAUCUGACAAAUGUUACAGAUGUUCUUCAUGAUGAAAUAAAUGAACAAGCUGUAUUUUCACAA